AGUGAGGGACAGAGUGGGAAGCAGAGGCAGAUAGAAGGAGAGGCAGAGGUGUGACUGGGUGUGAGAGAGAAACGGGCAAACGUAUGCAUGCUCUCCCUGUAAUAUGUCUUGAGAUAUUUUUUAGCUACAAAUAAAUUAGACAAAGAUCUGACACAGGCAGAUACCCGGCGGUGUUUUUCAGAGACAUCUAUUUUUUGUCAGACGCCUGCUACUAUACUGCUCUUUCAGAAAAAAAAAACUUGUGGACUUUUACUUUGCCUCUUAGGAGGAAUCACUUUGUGUACUUCAGUUGCACGACACCUGUGUAUUACACCGCAAGCGACAUCAGGAUACGGAUUACAAUGUUUAGCAGCACUGGGACUUGGGUCGCUUUGGUGACACUUUCCUUGGUGGUAAGGGAAACGCGGGGAGGUUACGGGAUGAGCAUGUUCGCCGCACAGUCAUCCCCUCCUGACCCAUGUAACGACGAGCACGGUAACCCUAGGAGGUGCAUCCCCGACUUCGUGAAUGCUGCGUUCGGCAAAGAUGUGCGCGCGACAAGCACCUGUGGUAACCCCGCUGCGCGCUACUGCGUAGUAACGGAGAAAGGAGAGGAGAGGUCCAGGGACUGCCACACAUGCGACGCCGACGAGCCCAAGAAGACUCAUCCACCAGCAUACUUGACUGAUCUAAACAACCCCCAUAACCUCACCUGUUGGCAGUCAGAAACGUAUGUACAAUAUCCUCAAAACGUGACUCUCACUUUGUCUUUAGGUAAGAAAUUCGAGGUGACCUAUGUAAGCCUACAGUUUUGUUCACCGCGACCUGAAUCUAUGGCCAUUUACAAAUCAAUGGACUAUGGCAAAUCUUGGGUCCCUUUUCAGUUUUACUCUACACAGUGCAAGAAAAUGUUUAACCGGCAAAAUAAAGCCGUUAUCACCAAACAGAACGAGCAGGAGGCCAUCUGCACAGACUCCCACACGGACAUGCAUCCUCUGACCGGGGGACUUAUUGCGUUUAGCACUUUGGACGGUAGACCGUCCGCGCACGACUUUGACAACUCGCCCGUGUUGCAGGACUGGGUAACAGCCACAGACAUCAAAGUAACAUUCAGCCGACUGCACACCUUUGGUGACGAAAACGAGGACGAUUCGGAAUUGGCGCGGGACUCGUAUUUUUACGCAGUGUCUGACUUGCAGGUUGGCGGGAGGUGCAAGUGCAACGGGCACGCUUCAAAGUGCGUGAAAGACCGGGAGGGAAACCUGGUCUGCGAGUGCAAGCACAACACCGCAGGACCAGAGUGUGAUCGAUGCAAACCGUUCCACUAUGAUCGUCCAUGGCAACGCGCCACAGCAAGAGAGGCUAACGAAUGUGUUGCCUGCCACUGUAACCUGCAUGCCCGUCGCUGCCGCUUCAACAUGGAGUUAUACAAGCUCUCAGGCAGACGCAGUGGGGGUGUCUGCCUCAACUGCCGUCACAACACAGCUGGUCGCCACUGCCACUACUGCAAGGAGGGUUACUACCGUGACAUGUCUAAGGCCAUUUCCCAUCGCAAGGCCUGCAAAGCCUGUGAUUGCCACCCAGUGGGAGCCGCAGGCAAGACGUGUAACCAGACCACAGGACAAUGCCCCUGCAAGGAUGGCGUGACUGGGCUCACCUGCAACCGCUGUGCCAAGGGCUACCAGCAGAGCCGCUCCCCCAUUGCCCCCUGCAUCAAGAUCCCCGUGGCGUCUCCCACUACCUCCUACAGCAGCUCAGAAGAGCCCACAGACUGUGAGACCCACUGCAAGGCAUCCAAGGGCAAGAUGAAGAUCAACAUGAAGAAGUACUGCAAGAAACACUACGCGCUUCAAGUCCAUGUGCUGAAGGGUGACAAGGCCGGCGAGUGGUGGAAGUUCACCAUCAACGUCAUCUCCGUUUACAAGCAGGGCGGCCAGCGCAUCCGACGUGGGGACCAGCUGCUGUGGGUGCGUGCCAAGGACGUAGCCUGCCGCUGCCCCAAGAUCAAGCCCGGCCGCAAGUACCUGCUGCUGGGCUCCGAUGAGGAUGACUCCCGUGGCCAGAGCGGCGUGGUGGCCGACAAGGGCAGCCUGCUCAUCCCCUGGAAGGACCUGUGGGCACGACGCCUCCGCAAGUUCCAGCAACGAGACAAGAGGGGCAAGUGCUAGGCCCCUUGUCUGGCAGAGGGGUGAGGUGGCAAAAAAGAAGGAGCAAAAAAGUGUGAAGUAUGAAGAGAAAUAAAGGAAGAGGGAUAUAUCAUAGAUAUGAUUGAGAUGAUGAUGAUGUCUUGGCGUAAAAGAACUGGAGUGCUGCUACCCUGGGUAGAGGCAUACUGACAAUAUUAUAAGCGAAUGUUUUUUUCCCUCCAUUUCCUCAUCUUUAGGAUUGUUUGUGAAGGAGCCCAGUGUUGCAGUCUGUUUUCCUUCAAGGGUUGUGUCUUCAUUGUGGAUUUGCAAAGUUUGCACCUAACCUGGCAUAUAAAAUACUAUGUACAAGUCCUUUGUGUUUCAUUCACAAUAGGUGUUGUUGAUUGUACCAGUUUGUUAUCUUUUUAAAGACAGCAUUACAAAAAAAACAAGCUACUGUAUCUCUUGUCAGAGUCAAAGUUGGCUCUUGUUAUGUGUAUUUUGUCAUUUUGCUUAGAGUUAAGGUGACCGAGAAGAGCUUGUGGUUGAAACAGUCUCAGUUGGCUGUUUCCUUGUUCGAGUUCCAGUGAAACGGUGUAAACCACUUGCCACUAGAAGUGUUAACACACUAAACUCUUCAUUAAGCCGUGGUUUUGCUGUGGUUUCUGCUCACAUUGAUACAACUGUGGGGGUUAGGAUGGGUAUGGAAGUAGAGUCCAUCACAUUUCUUUUGUGCCUUAAUGUUAAAACUUCACGAAUACCUCACCAGUAACAUCUUUUCAUCUUCUUUUCAUUUCCUUACACAACCA
Alosa alosa (allis shad) is the source of this 2914-nucleotide messenger RNA. RefSeq names its product netrin 1b (gene ntn1b). The record is from RefSeq and is a predicted model, not a curated record. Lineage: Eukaryota; Metazoa; Chordata; Actinopteri; Clupeiformes; Clupeidae. The coding region runs from base 342 to 2147 and encodes 601 amino acids. The transcript is spliced from 7 exons. Gene Ontology annotation, molecular function: protein binding.